Messenger RNA from Effrenium voratum, 1197 nucleotides. The record is from the annotation of a GenBank genome assembly. NCBI's taxonomy places the organism in Eukaryota, Dinophyceae, Suessiales, Symbiodiniaceae.
AUGUUGUUUGGAUUUCAAAAGGGCUGGACCGCAUGCUCGAGUUCGCAGGCGGAAGUGGCGCCAGCGGAUAUCGUGGACAUCACCAUCCGGCGGAGGCCCAACUGCCAGUCUCGGUACGAAGACUUCCACUACAAGGAGGCCAGCGUGCUGGAGACGGUGGCGCGGGAUGCCUCCGCGGGUGAUGUGAAGAGUGUCCAUGCGGCCAUCGAGAACGUGGGGCUCAAAGAAGUCUGGCUCAAGAUUGCGGGAGGUGAGAAGGCGUGCGUGAUUGACAACGUCAUUGCCAAGCAGCGCCCCCGACUGAUCUUAGAGUUUGGCACCUACGUAGGCUACACGUCCACCAGGAUGGCGCUGCAGGUGAACGCUUGGGGCGGCAAGGUGGUGACGAUGGAGAUGGAUCCGGUGAACGCCACCAUCGCCGCUCAGAAUGCAUCGCCGGACGGCUCGCUCGUUCUGGCCCGGAACCACAUCGAGAUGGCGGGGCUGUCGCAGGCGGUGACGGUGCAAUUGGGGCACUCGGAUGAUGCGCUGCAGCUGGUGAAGGAGAGGUACGGGGAGCAGAGUCUGGACAUGGUCUUCAUGGACCAAAGGGGCACAGCCUUCCAUGAAGAUCUGCGGACCCUGGAACAGCUGAACUUGCUGGCCGAGAACGCGGUGGUCGUUGCCGACAACGUGCUGAAGCCGGGGGCGCCUUACCAUGUGUGGCGGAUCUCCACGCUGCCGCACUACGCCACCGACAUCGUCGACCUACGCGAGUUCGGCUCGGCGCCAGUGGAGGACUGGAUGACGGUGUCGUGGGUGCGGCGAACGGGGCCCAGCUACGGCCAGCUGCCUCGCGAGGUGCGGGAGCUGAACGAGUUGGCGCGGGAGUCGGACCGCUUCAGGCUAAAGGCUAUGGCGACCUCGAUGAAGGACUUGGUGGGAGACCCCCUGGAUGACUUCGCAAAGAAGUUUACAGAUGAGUUCAUCAAGCUCGGCAUCAGGACCUCAAUGUACGUGCGCACAGAGGUGGUGGAUGGCUGCGCUGUGUCGCGGCUGGUGCGGCUAGCAGAGGGCGAGAGCCCACCCAAGUGGGACGGCGAGGACCCACGGGACGAGAUCAAGGGCGGCCAGUGGCGCGGCGUGAUCGGCGGCAUCACCUUCGCCUGCGAAGGCAAGUUCAUGCCGGGUCAUCGCCAAAUCGCGCCCGGCGGCUGA